Mus caroli (Ryukyu mouse) is the source of this 1680-nucleotide messenger RNA. It is a transcript of the gene Gli4, whose product is annotated as GLI family zinc finger 4. The record is from RefSeq and is a predicted model, not a curated record. Gene Ontology annotation, molecular function: RNA polymerase II cis-regulatory region sequence-specific DNA binding; DNA-binding transcription factor activity. Lineage: Eukaryota; Metazoa; Chordata; Mammalia; Rodentia; Muridae. Gene Ontology annotation, biological process: regulation of transcription by RNA polymerase II.
CGAGCGGUCUCCUCCCAUUCUCAAGGGACACCUGGAGACCAGCACCGUGUGGCACUCCAAUGGGCACCCUCCCGGUAUUUGCUCCAGACUGCUAUGCCCCUCUGCCCCAUUUCUACCCCAUGAGAUUGACCUGAUCCGUGUUUUGGCUAGCUCAGCACUGGGGCCUCUGGGAGGAGCCCUAAGGCAAUGGUGGAAGAUGGCAGUGGUAGAGGCCACCCUGACUGACCCCAGGGAACAGCCCCCGGGCUCUCCCUGUUCCAGCUCUGAGGUGCCUUCCCGGACAGCAGACCCAGACCUCCAAGACAUAGAGGAAGUGAAGAUCACCAGAGACACCUGGCUUGACUCUGAGUGGGAGUCUGAGAAAACUCCAGCCUCUCGCAACUCCUGCAGUCGUGGAGAUGGGUUGGCCUCAGAUGGAAGGGCACUGAGGGGCCUCCAGAAGAGCCUUCCCGGCAUGUCUAAGUGUGGAGACAGCGUUAGCCAGGAAUGUACCUUGGAGCAGCCAGCAGGCUUGCCUCCAGGAGCCAUGCCCUGCUCUCAGAAAAGAGACACUUGGCACAUGGCACUUGCCCCAGGGACAGAGGGUAGCGCCAAGAAGACUGCUGAACUAGGCAGUAGUUUAGGUCGAGACUGCCAGCAGAGGGACCCACAGGGCAUCAAGGCACACCCCUGUGAGGCCUGUGAUAAGAGCUUCAAGUACAACUCUCUUCUGCUAAAGCCCCAGCGCAGCCAUAAGGGGAAGCCCUACGCCUGCCACAAGUGCCGCAAGGACUUCGGGAGCUGGUGGGGCUUCGUGCAGCACCUCCGCAUCCACACAGGCGAGAAGCCCUAUGAGUGGGGUCAGUGCGGCCUGCACUUCACAGAGCACUUGCGCAUUCACAAUGGCGAGAAACCCUACAAGUGUGGCGAAUGUGGUCACGCCUUCAGCCAGAGCUUCAACCUGGUGCGCAACCAGCGGCUGCACACUAGGGAAAAGCCGUAUGUCUGCAGCCAGUAUGUCUGCGGCAAGGCCUUCAUCUGGGGCUCGGUGCUCAUCGAAAACCAGCUCAUUCACACCGGCGAGAAGCCCUACAGGUGUGAAGUGGGCAAGGCCUUCCGAGGACAGUCGCACUUACGGACCCACACGGGUGAGAAGCCCUUCACCUGCGACACCUGUGGCAAAGCUUCUGGCCAGAGCUAUCAGCUCAUCCAGCACCGGAGGGUGCACUACCACGAGUAGCGCUCACCCCAAUAAACUGGGUAAACCUGCUCCUACCGAAUGAGAUGGGUAUGCUUUAUAGGGACCCGGCAGGACAUGUCCUGUGUCCAGGUGUGAUGGCCAAAGAAAUUCCAUUUCCUGGUAGGUAUUCAGCUUGGAACCCACUAGCCACUUCUCUGUGACUCCCGCUCCUGGAAGAUCCCAGUAACCCUGACUCAGUCACUCCCACUCAGAAAUGUACAGCCAGGACCAUCUACUUGUUAUGACUUCUUUGGCUUCUGUAACUUGCAUAUGCAGAUAUUCAGGCCUAUUUUGAGGUCGCCCCUGACUACCUAACCUUGGCAGAGCAGCACAGCUCCUGGCUUGCUUGUGCAGACACUCAGUGUGGGUUUCCUCAUUACAAAUCCUUCCGCCCCCUUGCACAGCAGUCUCUAGUUUGGCUCAGAGACUAGUGUCCUUCUAGCGGUUUCAAUAAAUUUAAC